This is a messenger RNA of Lates calcarifer (barramundi perch), 6447 nucleotides long. It is a transcript of the gene ubp1, whose product is annotated as upstream binding protein 1. The coding region runs from base 2411 to 4036 and encodes 541 amino acids. The transcript is spliced from 17 exons. Gene Ontology annotation, molecular function: DNA-binding transcription activator activity, RNA polymerase II-specific; RNA polymerase II cis-regulatory region sequence-specific DNA binding. Gene Ontology annotation, cellular component: nucleus. Gene Ontology annotation, biological process: regulation of transcription by RNA polymerase II. NCBI's taxonomy places the organism in Eukaryota, Metazoa, Chordata, Actinopteri, Centropomidae. The record is from RefSeq and is a predicted model, not a curated record.
AACUACAAAUAUUUUUCAUUUCUUUUCGUGUCUUCAUUUUCCUUUCCUAAUCAGUUAAUCAAGAAAAUCAGGAGAUGAACUGAUAAUCAAAGUAAAAGUGAAUAAUAAUCAUUAAUUUUGGCAGGAAUUUAAAAUGCUGGGGGUCAGACCUAUCUCAAGACAAAGAAAAUCAACAAGUCCUCUCUGCUGUUGAUCAGCUAUUUGAUUAAUUGUUUAUUGACAGAUUAAUUGGUAGAGCAGCAGCUGAGGCUCUGGUAAGAAAUUGUGCAGGAAAAUGUUCACAGUGUGUACCAGUUAAUGAAGUGGGCUAAUCCAGACGUGGUGCAAAAGAUAACAUUUAUGUCUUAUGCAACAUAGCAAUUUGAGAAACCAGUGCUGAGUUUCAUGUUUGCAUCUGUUCUGUGGGCUGUAAAUUUAGGUGCAGCUAAAGAGGGUCCCAGAUACAGUACCAGUCAGUACCUGUGAACCCCCUGCCCUCCCUGCACACCUCCCUAACUGCCAAGUCCCUGCAGUUAAUACUCAAAUCAAUUCCCUUCUUAGGCAAACACAUUAGUUAUAUUUGAGGAGACAUGGCUGGUCAUCUACAAGCUCUACAUGUGCACUUAAGCACCAUUCUGAGGUACUUGGGCUUAAAUUUAGUAUCACCCUUUAUACUUCUCCACAAUGUUUUACUUUUUCUACAUAUUAAAGGAUCAGUAAUAAUUCUACAUUAUAACACUGCAAGGGGUUAUUCAGUACUUUUAGUACUUUUGAAACUUCGAUUACAAUUUGCUAAAAAAAAAAAAAAAAAAAAAAAAAAAGAAAAGAAUGCACAAUAUUUAUUUGUGUGGACAUUUUUAAAAAGUUUGCAAACUGCCUUUCAUUCUUAAAAUCUGGUAUGAUAUGGGUUUUUAAUCUGCGCCUGUAAGACAUCAAUUGAUGUUUUCCGUCUAGAUUUAAUCCUAUCUGUGUUUUGCUCCCGGGUCUGACAGCUGUAUCCAUAUCCUGAAUUGUCAGCCAGAGGGACGUUAAUUAAGUCAUGAGGCGGGUCUUCCCCCUCUGAGCCGAAAUAGCGCGUGUAACCAACUCGGAAAAACUUCGCCACCCACAGACUUGACCGCGCGCCACGUCCAGGGUCCGACCAGCCGGUGAUUAAUUAUUGACCAGGGGACGCACAACAAGUCCGCAACCAACUUCAGUGGGUCUGGACUCCUCUUCGUUCAGCGCUGACCUGACCUGAGACGACCAUGAGCUGCCAUUUGGACCUCUUCGGUACCGGGGCUGAGUCGUGAUUGUUUGCAGCAGGAGUGAGGCGACAGCUGGUGUGUGCGUGUGUGUGUGUGUGUGUGUGUGUGUAGGGGGGGACACGAUGUUGUUCUGGCAGCCCUACACUGAAAACUUCCGAACCCCCGUACAGAGACACAGCAGCAGUUACACACGUUUGUAGAUGUAUUGUAGUUCCUGGAGGCACAGACAGCACAGCUACAGUUGGACACAAUGACGGCAGCUCGGAGGUCUCUGAUUGGCUAAUCCCUCUGCGCUGGGCACAGGAGGCGGCCUCUGAUUGGCUGACCGCCGUCUUGGCAUCCUUCCUGAGGCUGGCGGUGGUAGCCCCGCAGGCUUCACAGACCGACAGUUUGUACGCUGAAGGAGCCAUGUUGAUGCCUGGUUUUGUGUCAACCGCUGCACUUUGGAUGGUUAAAGGACUGCGCCACAAGGACCGGGAGCCUUAGCGGUGAUUCCUGCACCGCGAUGAGAAGAGGAGAGCGGGUUGGGAUGGUACAGGGAGCGCCAGAAGAGAACAGCUCUUAGGUCGCCGGACACAACACAGUCGAUUGGGAGCCAGUGAAGUUGAUGCUAGUUAGCUUGAUAGCUUGAUAGCAACAGCUGUGCGGACGCUGCGUGGGAUGCGGCGUGUGGACUGAAACAACACCAUCCUCUCUGUUUGUUGCAUUUAGUUGAGCUAACAUUAGCCAGCCUGCUUAACGACUAUGUGCUUGGGGUAACAGCGGCGCUGCUGAAUUCAUGCUAGCCUGCUUAAGUUGCCAUUGUGACGCUAGCUAGCUGUUAGCUAACGUUAGCAUGCUGACAAUCAGCUCGCAUCUUCAGUCACGACUAACAUUUGCUAGCUGAGUGGAUCCUAACUUAUCGUUACUUUCAGACAGUCUGCCAGUCGUGGAGCAGUGUGUUGCGUGUCAAAAGACCCAGAAAAACCCUGAGUGGAGAUAUGGCGAUACACCCAGUCUCUGUGGAAAGCUACCAGUUCGCCUGCCCAGCUUGCCAAGGAGCGGCUAGCGGGCUAGCAGCAUAACUUUCCUCUCACGGCGUCACCCAGAAGCUGCAGAGCCCACUUCCUCGCUAGCCGACCUCUCGUACCUGAAGCAAGCUGGCGGCCCUCCGAGUAGAAGCCGAGGACAAGGAGCUGGGGCCGAUGGCCUGGGUUCUGAAGAUGGACGACGCCACCAUCGAGUCGGGGCUGGUGCACGACUUCGAUGCCAGCCUGUCCGGCAUCGGGCAGGAGCUGGGGGCUGGAGCCUACAGCAUGAGCGAUGUGCUGGCUCUGCCAAUCUUUAAGCAGGAGGACUCCAGCCUUCCUCCCGAAAAUGAGACCAAAAAUCCCCCAUUCCAGUAUGUGCUGUGCGCUGCCACCUCGCCUGCUGUCAAGCUACAUGACGAGACGCUCACAUACCUGAACCAAGGCCAGUCUUAUGAGGUGCGUAUGUUGGACAACAGGAAGGCGGGGGAGUUACCAGAGAUCACCAACAAGAUGGUGAAGAGCACAGUGCGAGUGGUGUUUCAUGACCGCCGGCUGCAGUACACAGAGCACCAGCAGCUGGAGGGCUGGAAGUGGAAUCGUCCUGGCGACCGUCUCCUUGACAUCGAUAUCCCCAUGUCAGUGGGCAUUGUGGAGCCUAAAACUCACCCCUCCCAGCUCAACGCUGCAGAGUUCCUGUGGGACAUGGACAAAAGGACUUCUGUUUUUGUGCAGGUGCACUGCAUCAGCACGGAGUUCACUCCCAGGAAACACGGCGGAGAGAAAGGUGUCCCCUUCAGGAUCCAGAUCGACACGUUCGCCCAGGGAGACAGUGGAGAUUACACAGAGCACCUCCACUCUGCCUCCUGCCAAAUCAAAGUCUUUAAGCCAAAGGGGGCGGACCGAAAGCAAAAGACAGACAGGGAGAAGAUGGAGAAACGCACAGCUCAAGAGAAGGAAAAGUACCAGCCCUCUUAUGAUACCACUAUCCUGUCAGAGACGAGGCUUGAACCCAUCAUAGAGGAUGCGGGUGACCACGAGCUGAAAAAGUCCAGCAAGCGGACACUUCCCGCUGACUGUGGCGACUCCUUGGCCAAGAGAGGCAGUUGCUCCCCAUGGCCAGACAACGCCUACGUCAGCACCAACCAGGCAGCUACUUCCUCCUUCACCUCCACCCCGCUGUCCACCUACACAACCUCCUCAGUUCCGGACAGUGACUCGUCCUCACCCAAUCACCAGGCAGACCCUGGCAGCCAUGGCAACUCAGAGCUGAGCCCCACUGCAUCCAUACAGGACGCACAGAAGUGGCUGCUGAAAAAUCGCUUCAGCUCCUACACACGGCUCUUCUCUCACUUCUCAGGUUCUGAUUUGUUGAAGCUAACCCGGGACGACCUGGUCCAGAUUUGUGGGCCAGCAGAUGGGAUCAGACUCUUCAAUGCACUUAAAUCCAGGUCAGUGUGUCCCAGGUUGACAGUGUACGUCUGUCAGGAGUCCCCUCGGGAGAGCCCCCUGCUGGAGAGACACAGCACCAGUGAAAAUGGAGAGCACAGCAUCUCCUCUAGUUUACGCGUGUACCACGCUCUGUACCUAGAGGAGCUGACAGCUGCAGAGUUGAUCCGCAAGAUGGCGUGUGUGUGCAGCCUUCCACUGGGAAAAAUCAACCAGGUGUACAGACAGGGUCCUACAGGCAUACACAUCCUGCUUAGUGACCAGAUGGUUUACAACUUGCCCGAUGAGAGCUGCUUUUUGAUCAGCACCGUCAAAGAUGAACUGGGCGAAGGACUCCAUCUAAUCCUGAAGUAGUGAUGAGGACAGAUGGCAUCACUAAUACUCCACCCUCUGUUUUGGAGCAGAAGCCUCCCUCUGUCCCUCUCUGCCUGCCUCUACUCUUUCCUUCUACUUCCUCCCUCUCUCUCUAAACGAUUGCUCGAUGGAAAGCAGAGAGACUGCGUUAAAGCCAUGUAAAUGUUAGAAUCUGACAUGGGUGUGUCCACUGUUUCAUAUUGAAAACUCUAUUAAUGGAGGAGAUUAGUUAGAAGAGGAGAGACUGGGGGGGGAUAUGGGGUUAGGGGGAAAGAUAAUGAUCUUCUAUGUAUUUUGAUUUUAUUAUUUUAUUUUUUGUCUUUUAUAUGGUUUUUGUGUGGAGAAGGGAAGCGGGGAGGCUCCAGGAGAGAGGGGAGAGUGAUGAUUUGGUCGGCAGGAGGAGGAAAGAAAGCAGAGUUUCCUUAUUGCUCGUUGCCCUUCCCACACAACGCGCACAACCAGCACUAGGCCAGUAUUUGAUAACCUGUACUGCUGAACAGCAUGCGAUCUCAACAAUACUAACUUGCUUAAAGGAGAAUCCCAACUUACUCUGCUUGUUUAACAUUCUCUCGGGGUCGUCUUAGUAAACCAUUUAUUGAUCAGCUGAGCUUGGUAACCCCUGAAAUAUCCAGGCUGAAUUUGUGGAAGUGGCGUCAACUUUUGUGGAUGUUAGCAUCAACAUACAAAUUGUUUUUUGUUUUUGUUUUUUUGUUUUUUUUCUCGGACUUUGUCCAAUGGACUGAUUUCAUUGAUUCUUGUCACAUAGUCGUCCUAUGUGAUUUUACACUUCCAGCCAUAUCUCUCUGUCUGUUGACAUCACAGCUCAACUCUCUGAACAUACGUCCUGUUCUACCUGCGUUUUUACCGUUUUUUUCAGUUGAUGCUUUAUUUAUGGAUAAGCCGUUUCUAUCGCUCUCAUUGACUUCUGCUUUUCUGGUGCCAUAUUGGCUUUUUAGCUCAAUCUUUUACCCGCAUUCACACACACAGAGCACAUACAUCUCCCUCUCUGACUCCUUUGUUUUCUGUGCUGACUUUGAAACACUGGUUUUUAGAGGAGCCGGGGAUUCACGCCUCCUGGGACUUUGAUCGUAAAUGUGCAGAAAGAGAGGAGUAAACCUCGGUAAGAAGACUGACAUUAGGAGCAGUAAUGCCUAUCCAAAAACCUACUAUAAUGUGGACCAAACAGGUUUCAGAUUGAUAGGCUUUUUUUUUUUUCUCUUUUCUUUUUGAGGAAAAGCCUCAGUGGCUCUGUACAUCUUGGUCAUUUGAAGCAUUAAGAGAAUUGGUCAGAAGGCGAAUAAAGCCCUCAUGUAGUGGAGCUGUUUGUGCGCUGCAUGUACAGAGUAAUACACCCUCCUCCAUUCCAGGAUCCCCUCUGAGACAAACAACCCAUCACUCGUGGCAAGGCUGGUUAGAAAAUGCGUCUGUGCCGUAGCCUGGUCUUGGUAGUCUUAUCCUGUAGACUAGAAAAUCACGGCAGCUCCACGUCCGUCUUCAAAAUCUCAUGUUUUUAAUGUAGCUGAACACAGGAAGUACAGGUCAUGUGUUUUGAGUGCCCUUACUUUGAAAAGUGACAGGAAACCUCACACAGGUCGGGGAGUAGCAGGGAGAUGCUGUUUGUGUAGUUGACCCCCCCCCUUUACUUUUGGUACACGAUGUCUGGCAACAUUGAAGUGCAUACAGUUUGCACGCCUCUGAGUGUCAGAAUGUGUGUGUGUGUGCAUGUGUACAUCUUUUGUUAUUACAAAGAAAAUUAUGUCCGUAGUUGUCAUAAACUUUUUUCCUGUUGGUAUAAUGAAACUGUGUUUAGCUUGCUGUUUAGUAAAGAGCAUGUGGAAGACGGGGAAGGGAGGGAGCGAUAGUUUGGUCCUUGGUGAGUGUAAGACCCUUCCUUUUUCCAGAUGUUAGAGACCAAGCCUGCACUGAAAAAUCACAAAACUAAAGCUUGAUGUGUAGUCAGUAGUCCUACAACCACACCCUCUUCUUAUCCACCUAAUGAGAAGGAGAACAAAAGAAAAAAAAAAAGAAUGUCGAGACUAAAAAGCAUCUGUUUUUGUCUCACCACGCACCAGAGCCAGGACUCUGUGUGGUGUUUACAAGGACAGUAGUUCCACAGCACAGUAACCUGUGUUCAUCGACUCAAAAAUUAGUGAAAAUAAAGCGGAUGUGAUACCAAGUCGGGCAAGCAGUUUUGAUCCCCCUGACGGCCUGACCAAUCAUCCGUCUGUCUGUCUGUCUGUGUGAGUCAGUGAGUGUGUGUGUGUGUGUGUGAGAGAGAGAGUGUGAGGAGGAGAGGUGACCACUGUUUAUGUACAGCCCAAUGUCAAUGAUGAUGCUUCUCAUGUGCACAGUAUCGUAUGCUGGAGAUGUACACAACCACAUGUGCUGGGAAUAAAUGAUUUCAUAACUUU